Messenger RNA from Myzus persicae (green peach aphid), 2776 nucleotides. RefSeq names its product putative phosphatidate phosphatase. The transcript has 6 exons. The record is from RefSeq and is a predicted model, not a curated record. The coding region runs from base 1933 to 2649 and encodes 238 amino acids. Gene Ontology annotation, biological process: signal transduction; phospholipid metabolic process; phospholipid dephosphorylation. Gene Ontology annotation, molecular function: phosphatidate phosphatase activity. Lineage: Eukaryota; Metazoa; Arthropoda; Insecta; Hemiptera; Aphididae.
UUGUAAUGCAAGUGUUUAUUAGUCUUUGGAAAAAAAUGUGCAAGUAGUCCCAUAAUAAAAAAGAAAAUUUGCUUUAUAAAAUGCACAUAUUCUGCCUAUAAACACAUAAACCUCAACUUCAAUGUAACCUAGAGUAUAGAGUUUCCAUUCAAAUCUUAUUUAUUUCUAGACCCCAUGUAGAGAAAAUAUCAUCUAGGCCUAUAGGACAUUGGUGUGUCCACACUCCACAGCCUAAAGAAUAUGAGAGUGGUAGCACCAUGGGCAGCUGCCUCCUUAACAAGAUAUAUAAUCAACAGGCUCUUAACUUUCAAUGGAAUUAUAGAUUCUGAAAAAUAUGAAUACCUUGUUUAUCUGAAAAAGACUGCUUUGAGGAGCAUAUAAAGGAGUUGUGACAAUCCCUUACACUAAUUCAAACACAUAAUUACAGUUGACCAUUGACUUAUGAAUAGAUAAUAUAUCAGAUAAAUAUGAUUAAAUUUACCAAUUAAAAGUUACAAAUUAUGAAAACAAAGAUUGUAUUUAUUGAAAAAAUCCUCUAUUUCAAGCUUAAAGUAAUGAUUUUUUUUUACUGUCUUUUUAAAUUAUUAUUAGUAACUAUGAGCUCUAAUGUAACUGUAUAAGAUGUAGAAAAAGUAUUUUCUUUAUUUCCAAAUGUAACAGAAUUUAAAACCACAUUAUGUGAGAUAAAUAUUUUAUGAUUCCAAACUAAAAAUUAUAAAAGUAGCUAAUGUUAUGAACGUAGCCAAUAAAUUGAAGACUAUAAUUCUAAUGGCUAAUGCACAUUGCCUCUUGGCAUUAUUACGAUUAACAUCAUCGAUUACCACAGCUUCAAAUAAACAAUGUUUUGACAGCCUCAAAUAAAUUGAAAAAUAAUUUAAGAACAACUAUGAGUAAUUCCAGCCAACAACAUUUUGUUACCUAUGUACAGGGCCGUAUUACCGCUUAGGCUGUGUAGGCUACAGCCUAGGGCGGCAAUUUUUUUUUUUGGUGUGACCCAAAAACUACGUAGAGAUAUUAGUAAAAUAUCAAUACCUAUGUAAAUUAAGCGGUAAAUUUAUUUCAGCCUAUGGGCGGCAAAAACCUUAAUCCGGCCCUGCCUAUGUAUUAAAUAUACAGAACACGAAACGACACAAUGAAUUGUGAACCUCCCUGUACAGUCUUCCCUAGAACAGGUAGAAAAUCAUCUAGCAUCUAGUAUUAUUUUGUAUAUAAACCACACUUUUUAAAUGUCUAGAACUUUCAAAAUAAACAAACCAACAUAUUUUACAACCUUUAUUUUUUUUUAGUAGUAUCUAAGGUAUACAAUCUAUUGAGAUAAGUACUUAAAUGUAAAUAUGUAAUUAAGAAAAAAGAAAAAAUGACACUUCCAUAGGUAUUUUAGAAAUUACAAAUGUUCUAUUAUAAAAGAUCAUCUAUCCGUAAUUCAGAAGUUUUAUUUUAUUUUUAUACAACAAAUGAACAACACAAAAUUGGUUUAGCUUUUCUAAGCUUGUAAGACGGAGAAGCACAUCCAGGUGUGAAGUCCCCUUAACAAUCAAUUUCCAUAAAUAUAAAGUAAUUUUUAAUUGUCUUUUUUAAUGAAUUUGCUCAGUAUUUUUUUUUUUUAAACCAUCAACAUUUGAGCUAAAGUUAUUUUAUAAUAGGAUAUAUAAUGUACCGAAGUGGUCUGGAAUAUAAAGUGAUAAAAACAUAUUAUUUUAAUAUUUAUUAUACUAUAUUACUAUUUAUUAUACUAAAACCAACCAACAUGAUAAAUGAAAGGAAGGGAUAGAGACAUAUUAAUUUAAUCUGAUUUAUCAGGGCCAUAUUAAUAUGGAUUAUUAUAUUUACAUACUAUAUAAAAGGGGUUCAUUCAGUGUUUUUUUUUCAGGAGACGCAAUGCAAUAGCAGUAAUCCCUAGACUAAUUAAAGUAAUAAUUACUGUAUAAUAUAAUGGAUUUGUAUAAAGAUAUAGUUUUUGAAGUAUUAUUAGUUUCAAUAAUUGGGUUAUUGGUCUUGGUCACAUCGUCUCUUAAACCUAUUUCUAAAGGAUUUUUUUGUGAUGACGAGACAAUUAAAUAUCCAUACAAGACAUCAACUGUUGGGAAAUCAUUCUUAUGUCUAUUUUAUCUUCUCCUACCAAAUGUUUCGAUAACUCUUAAGUAUUUCUGGACCAUGCAUAAAACCAUAAAAAGCCUAUACAUAAACAUAAUUUAUUUCUGGUUGGGUUCUGGAUUAGCCCAAAUAACAGUAAAUCUGGCAAAAUAUUAUACUGGACGUUUAAGACCUCACUUUUUUCAUGUGUGUCAACCAAGUAUUGAUUGUACAUCACAAAAUCAAUAUAUUUCAGAAUAUACAUGCACAAAUCCAGAAGUAUCUAUAGCAAAUGAUUCAAGGGCAUCUUUUCCAUCGGGCCAUGCAUGUUUAGCAUUCUAUUCAACAGUAUACACAAUUUUGUACCUACACGAUUAUAAGAAGAGUGUAGCAUGGAUCAUUAUUCAAUUUGCAUUAUUUUUAUCUGCAUGGUAUACAGCUUUAACUAGAGUCACUGAUAACAUGCAUCAUUGUACUGAUGUAUUAGCUGGUUCAAUUAUUGGUACAUCAUUUGCUAUUUUAAUGAUGUAUGAAGUGAAGACACGGAUAUUUCUAGAAAACGUUAAUGCAGACUGACAUGAAAAUAAUUCAAUGUAUUUUUAUUUUAUCAUAUGUUUACAUCAUCAAUGUUAAAUAUUAUUAUUAUGUAUUCUGUCAUUGUCAAGUUGAGCUAGUUGCUUAAGAAAUCCAUCGUUAGGUCGUA